This is a messenger RNA of Columba livia (rock pigeon), 7671 nucleotides long. RefSeq names its product 5-hydroxytryptamine receptor 1F (gene HTR1F). The coding region runs from base 3528 to 4628 and encodes 366 amino acids. Gene Ontology annotation, molecular function: G protein-coupled serotonin receptor activity; neurotransmitter receptor activity. Gene Ontology annotation, cellular component: plasma membrane; dendrite. The transcript has 3 exons. NCBI's taxonomy places the organism in Eukaryota, Metazoa, Chordata, Aves, Columbiformes, Columbidae. Gene Ontology annotation, biological process: chemical synaptic transmission; G protein-coupled receptor signaling pathway, coupled to cyclic nucleotide second messenger; adenylate cyclase-inhibiting serotonin receptor signaling pathway. The record is from RefSeq and is a predicted model, not a curated record.
UGCAAGUACUGUCAAUUUUUUUUAAACAAUCGUUGUGAAAUGUUUUGAAAUAUACUGCAAGUUUACAUCAAGAUUACAAAGAAAUAUUGUUAUCAUAUUAAAAAAAAUCAUUUUCUCAGCAUACAACUUAAGGAGAAAACAACUGCUAGAAUUAUUGCUUAUUUUUGUUAUUAUUAUAAUCAAAAUCUAAACGAUAGCUUUAUUCAAACCUCUUUUGAAACCACAUACUUUUUUAUUACUCAGGAAACAAAGAGCUGAAGUGCUAUCUACAAGCAUCCCUAGGAUGAAGUAGUAUCUAAACACCUCUACAGUGUUCAAGGCUUAAAUGGUCACUAAGUUAUGUUUUAAAAUAUCUUAGAAAGCCAACAUCAGUAUAUUCUAGGGGGAAGGAGGAAUCAACGACAGUAAAAAAAAACACUGAAAAUUUAUUUGGAAAUAGUUUCUUGGGCUUAUCAUUUUUUGGCUGUUUUAUCAAUGAGAAGUUUGGGGGAUCAAUUGAAGCUGAAUAAUCUUGUCAGACAAUUGCUAUCUGUAUUGAAUUCCUGGGACAACAAUAAGGUUGUUUUUCAUAAUUAAUUCUGAAUCAUCUGCUUAAAUUUUAAGGAGCCAUUCACAGUCAUCUGUUCUGUAUGUCAGGUGUCACAACUACAUUGGAAUUAUGCAAAGGAAAAAAAGUUGUGUGUGACAGUCUGCUAUUUUCCUAUCAGAAAUGAAGAUGAGUUCGCAAAGUGUUAAAGAACUUAAGACCUUAUUUAGUAAUCACAGAAUUUGCAUUGGAUGAUCUGACAGAUCUAGGAAGCUUCCUAAGGAAGAUAAAUCCUUUUUUCUGCGUUUGAACAUAUUUUAACACUACCCUGCUGCUACAAGCUUUCUUGAAAGUGUUGUACCCCUAGAAUAUACCGGAGGCCAAAUGUUUCCAGGAACUAUUCAGCAAGCUGUGAUGCCAGCUGACCACAGAGAUGGUCAUUCCCUGCCAAAACACGGUGCUGAGAUCCCCGUACUGACUGCGCACAAGUCAUUUCCAGACCAGCAGCCGGUCUAGGCCUGGUGGCAGCUGCUCCAGCUCGCCUCCAUCCCAGCCUCACCACAGCAGCCUCGUGUGAAGCCAAGUGAAUGUGCCAGCUUGCUCAGAGGCAGCCCUGCAAUGCCAAACGUUGACCUUCGUUGCACAGCACAGACAUGAUGUUUGGCAUCCUGGUUCUUCAAAUAAAUCACUGUAUUUGCAUGAAUUCAAUGUAAUUCAGCAGCAGCAUGGGAUAUAGCCACCUGCAAGUACUAUGCAGGGGGUACUCCAGCACCCUCCAUCCCACAUUUGAUUUUAUGCAGGCUGUCCUGGGACUUAUUUUUCCAAAUACUGGUACUUUUAAAGGGCAUCACAUUGCAAUACAAAUAAACAGAAGCAGAGAGAAAGGCAUGCUCAGGAGUUGCAGAGUAUUUUGAAACCGUGAAAAAGAGGAAAACUAAAGCCUGAUCUGUGCUAGAGAAGUUUUACCAGCACAGCUGAAUCCCAGAUCUCAGCUGUAGAUGGCUUAUAUAGGCCUGGAACAAUUUUUUUUUUUUUUGCCAUUAGCACUUAUGCCAAUUCACUGAGUGAACUAAACUCUUCUCGCUCAAACAUUCAGUUGUGUCAAUGCUAGGAUUUAAACCCUAAAAAAAAUAAUUUAAAAACCGCACACUGAAAAAGCAUAUUAAAGCCGCAAACGAGGACUUCCUAGGUAUCUGGUACUCUCUCCCUUUGAAAGAUACGCUCCCUAGACAAAAGUUUCUUGUGGUGCUCAUGAAGAGUCUGACCAGUUAGCCGCCCACAUUAACACACUGCCUCCACACAGGAGAAAGCAUAUAACUGAAAGGCUCUGUGUUUCAUAUUACCAGCACUGUGGCACCCCACACAGAGUACAGCAGAAUUCAUGUCCUUUUUAGUACAGAAUUAAGUUUGAAGGCACAGAAUCUGGAUUUUGGAAAAACAGCUCCCAAGCUAAGUGUACGCUGUGGUGAACAAAUCAAUCUUGGUACAAGCAUCUAUAAAAUACUGCAGUGCCAGUUAGGAAGCACCAGUCUCAAACACGUAGUUACACCUCUCUGCCUGGGAACAGUUUAGUUACCACUUCUAAACUGGAAAUUUUUGUGCAUGUUCCCAGGUUGAGAUUUUAUCUGACAGCUCCCAUACAGGAUCUUCCUGUGCAAGUAUCUCACAUCCACUUAGUAAGAUUUCCCCAGCCUCCCACCUGCCUGUUCAGAGCACCUGUGCUCUCAAAGUUCACUUUUUCCGUGCUAAUGGAAUGGUUUUGAGAAAGACUCUGUGUGUUACAGACCUCAACAAGGUCACCGUCCACAGCCCAGGCUCACUGCUUCCUAGGGAUCCAUGGUUUGCCAGCAUUUCAGGUGGGAAAGGGUCUGUUGUGCUAUUUCCCCAUGGCACAUUCACUUCAGUGGGGUGGUGGCAGCCCCCUGCACAGGGCAGGACCCAGGUCCCUUUGCCACCCAGGCAAACAGCAGGAACUUGCUAUUGUCCUUCACCUCCUCGCAUUCCUCACAGGGUGGCUCCCUAGAGCUGUCACUGUUCACUGGUGGAAGUCAUCAGGGCAAGGCAGUGGGGCACGCUCUGAUGAAAAAACAUUGUCUAAAGGAAAAAAAAAACAUCCAUCCAUGACAAAGUUCUUUCCCAUGGAUGCAUAACUUUUAGAAAUCUUUCAACAAAUUCUGCCUGGUGUUCUGGCAGCACGUAGAUCCUUUGCUCUCUGUCUUUCCCAAGGAGACUGGAAAAAACAUUUUGAGUUCUACUUCCGCUAAAAAGCUGAUGCUUUUAAUUUUCCUCCCACUCCCAAACCUACCAACUUUAAGGACUGCUUUGUUUGUUUUGCUUAAAAUACUCCUUGGCCAGAGCUACAUGCACAUCAUUCAGAGGAAACAGCCUGAAUUGUCUUAGCUAGUCCUGAUAAAGAAAAUGUUAGAGAACUGUUGUUCAGUGCAAACCUAAUGCGGUUUACUAUCCGACAGGCCUAUUCCAUUACACAUGGUUAACAAGACCUAGGGAAAGACCUUCAUUCUAUGAGAUGAUCAGAUGAUGACUCAAAUAAAGACAAACGACAUAGUGAAAAAAAGUACAGGGAAAGACACUGAGAAGUAUGCAGACUGAGUCUUUGUAAAAAGGCAUCACUCCCCAAAAAACUAGGCAGAGAUUAGAUGGCAGGUUAUGUGAAUUUUGCCAUGUCUCCAAAUUGUGAAUAACCACAGAUUUGCACUGUUCUUGUGUCACACAGAAACCCUGAUGCAGAGGCAGAGCACACUGACACGUCACCUUCACUCCUCUUCCAAUAAGCUCUUUGGAGACCAGUUUUCCCUCAAAGCUGUCCUGACCAGAAAGCACAGAGCACUUCAUAGUGCUCAAGAAGUAAUGAAGCAAGGACCAAAGCCUUCUGGAGGGAGAUGUGUCGAAGGAUCUACAGCCAGCAUGCUGCAAUUUAUACAGCUUCAGUAGGAAACAUGAAGGUAACUACUACGGUUAAAGAUCACCUUUAAAAAGGAACAUGGAUUUAAUAAACACAACUGAACAAAACAGUACAUCAGAAGAACUAUUCAAAUGGGUGACAUCCAAGAUUCUCAUUUCCAUUACCCUGUCUGUGCUUGCACUAAUGACAACAGCCAUCAAUUCGCUUGUGAUGACGGCAAUAAUUGUGACAAGAAAGCUCCACCACCCCGCCAACUAUUUAAUCUGCUCUCUUGCAGUGACUGAUUUCCUUGUGGCCAUCCUAGUGAUGCCUUUCAGCAUUGUCUACAUUGUAAAGGAGACCUGGAUCAUGGGGCAAGUGGUGUGUGACAUUUGGCUGAGCGUGGACAUUACGUGCUGCACAUGUUCCAUCUUGCAUCUCUCCGCCAUUGCUUUGGACCGGUACAGAGCAAUCACAGAUGCGGUGGAAUAUGCACGGAAAAGGACACCUAAGCACGCUGGCAUCAUGAUUGCAGUGGUAUGGAUCAUAUCCAUCUUUAUCUCCAUGCCACCUUUGUUUUGGCGGCACCAGACAACCAGCAGGGAUGAUGAAUGCAUCAUCAAACACGACCACAUUGUUUUCACCAUUUACUCCACAUUUGGCGCCUUUUACAUCCCACUGGCCUUGAUUCUGAUCCUUUAUUACAAGAUAUACAAGGCAGCAAAGACAUUUCACAGAAGAAGUGUCAGCCGGAUCGUAAGGGAGGAGGUAAAUGGACAAGUCCUUUUGGACACAGGUGAAAGAAGCACCAAAUCAGCUUCAAUGCCCAGCACAGCAGAGAAGACAUCAGAUCCCCUGGUGGACUGCGAUAAAAUCAAUAUCAGCCUACGAAGCCCCAGGUCUGAAUCUAAGCACGAGAAGUCCUGGAAAAAACAGAGAAUCUCUAGCACAAGAGAGCGAAAGGCAGCAACUACUCUGGGUCUGAUCUUGGGGGCAUUUGUGAUCUGCUGGCUUCCUUUUUUUGUAAAAGAAGUAGUUGUUAAUACCUGUGAAAGAUGUCAUAUCUCAGAAGACAUGUCUAACUUCCUAGCAUGGCUGGGAUAUAUAAAUUCCCUUAUUAAUCCUCUAAUCUACACGAUCUUUAAUGAAGAUUUCAAGAAAGCCUUCCAGAAACUUGUGCGGUGUAGGCAAUAUCUUUAAAAGCUUUCAUUCAUAUGCGGAGAACAUACUCAUUGUUUUUUUAACCUGUAUAAAUUUAUAUAACUGAGAUGAUAUUUGUUGUACUUAAGGAAAAGCAGCAAGACACUGCAUUUACAUGAUUUUGUAUCAGUAGUAUUGGGAGCAUAAAUUGCACAAGUUUUAAAGAGAUGGAUCACCUGGGAUCAGUUUUGCACUGGAAAAAGAGGUAGCAUAUUGUGGCUCUGAUCCAGCUGGGAACUGCACAGCUGCCUAGCUUGAAGCAUAAGGUAUUACCUUAAAUAUGAAGGAAAAAUACAAUUGAAGUAGACAAAGAAACAAAAUUUAAAUAACCAAGUAACCCUCAGUCAUCGAUGCAACUUUAAGUGAAACAACACAGAAGUUUUUAAACCCCAAUUGCAAAUAAGAAAAUACACCUUGGAAUGAAGACAUGAUUUUAUUAGUUUGGCACAGGCGUGCAGCAUAGAGCCAAGCCAUUCCCAGAAAAGGGUAGUAGCUUUAAAAUUUCUAGCAUCAUCCUACACUGAUUAGCUGAGUGCAGCUGCAGCCCUGCCUUUUCCUAUAGAUUAAGAACUUCCCUGUAUUAUGCCUUUGCAGCACACCAGUUGCAGGGAAGGCAUUUUCAUGGGUGACUAGUUUCAUAGCAAGCCAUUGCCCACUCACAACAGACGUGGACAUAGCCCCAAGGGAAACAGAGAGUUGAGAUGCCUCCAGUGAGCUGGGUAUACAUAGUUCCUGAUGCCAUUAGACACCAUUUCAGUAGGGACUAGGGACAGUUAAGCUUGCAAAGAGCACCUCCUCCUUAUGGAGAUGUUAGAAGGGAAAGAAGCAUGAGACGCUUGUUUCUUCAUGUCCUCAUCCCUGCCUCACUCACCUAGUCAGCUGUUGCCCCCGUGACUUUCUCAGCACCAAACCCAGCCACACAUUUUGUGCCCAGAGUAUUGCUGAUGGUGGGUGGCUUAGUGAGGUUUGGUUGAGGACCACGUAAUGAAGCACUUGUGCUGUCAGCUCUGGCUCAGCAUGCUCAGCCCUCCACUCCCAGAAGCCUGAUGUCCCCCGAGGCUUUUCUCAAUUGCACUAGGGCUGUGCACCAUCUUUCCAAGCAUAAGAGAAAGCAGUGCUGGCAGUGUGGGUGUCUGGAAAAGGCCAGGCAGCAGCUUCUCUAGUAAGGGCUGGAGACAAUGCUCCUGCAGUACAACUGCUUGCCUCCAGUCUACAACGCACACCUCAUUUGGGGAUCGUGUGGGAUGCUCACUGGCUGGUACCUCUAAAUCUCUCCUCCCAAAGAUUAUAGUCCAUGUCCCCAGUCCCAGCAGAGCUAAAAGGACCUUGUAGGUAGUCCAGCCAGCCCUGGCCAACUGGUCCACUCAAAGGUAACCAAGAUGAACAAAUCCCUCUGUGGGCUGCCUGCUAAGGUCUCAACAGUGGCACCUUAGCCGAUCUUGAUUUACACACUCUAGAUGCCAAGUCACAUCACUAGUGAGUGCAAUGACAGUUCUUUCCUCAAAACCAGCAGUGCAAGUUUGCCAAACCUAAAUGUACCAACAAAGCAGUGGGCAUGUACUUUCGAGUGCCGAUGAGUUACUAAGAGCCACACCAGAACCCAGGCACGAGUUUUGCACUUUUUAGGGUAAACAGAUUUAGACCGUGUCACUAAUAUCCUGGCUUUGCAUUCAUUGCCAGACAUUCAUUGCUGUCUAGCAGGAACAGGGACUUGAGGCUCCUUUCAGGAACUACAAGCCCCACCAUAGCAGCAGCAGUCUCCUGCCUGCAAAGGCACUCUGAUUUGGCGUGUGGACCAGCAGCUUAGGGACAUCACAAAGAAGGUGGCACAUGAGACCACUAUGCACACCCUUAGUUUGGGAAAGGUAUCACCAGCGGUCUUUGCAGUUGUUCUUCCAAGAGACUUUCAUUGUUCUGAAUUAGAUAAGAAAACCCAGACAGAGGCAGUUAUUGUCAUUCCUCUCUCCCUUUCUCCCUCCCCUGUAUUACAAACUCAGAAGUUUAGUGAUUUUUGUAUUUUGCCCAUUAGCUACCAGCUGUCCUAACAGCUGUCAGAGAUGUUUCUUGCAAGAUGACAAGGUUUGAAACCUGAGAUAUUGAACUAAUUUGUUUCUGUCACUUGCAACUUACUGUAUUCUGCUUUCACAUCAAGGCCCAAAGGAGCUGCUGUUCAGAAGUACUAGAAAAGGUGCAUUCGCUUUGCUGUUGAUUUUAACUCAGCUAGGAAUCUAAUGGAAAGCUCACAUCAUGCCAUGCAGCUCUAGCACAGUGGUAGCACAGCUAAAUUUUGGAGCUACUGGGAUGCAACAGAAUGGAAUUUGGCUCAUGCUCAGUGCAAGCUAGCGCACUUUACUACCAUUGCGGUCAGAGCACAGCCUCUGCAGUCCCUGUGACCUCAGCCGUGGCUGUAUUAUGCUGAAAGACAAAAAACUGCUUUAACCAUCAGCUGUGCUCUGCUGUCUCCAGACAGAGCCGUGGAAUUCAGCUUUCUGAAAGGAUUAGUAGAUUAACAGAAGGCGGCAAAGAAAACCCCACUGAAACAUUUACGAUUGAAGACCUCUGUUUCCCACAUUUCCUGAGUACCGAGUCAUAACACUGGAUAUCUAGGGACAGGACGUCCUCUCCCCCUGUUUCUCCCUUUAUGACUACUGGAGCAUAGAGUACAUUGUUUAUCCUCUCACACAUAAGAAGUUUGACAAUAUCUUGUGAAAUCAAAUUGGAAGAAAAAAUAGGGGUUGCUUCUAAGGAGAAAAUAUGCUUAAAAUAGUCUUAUUUAAAUAAUAAUAAGCUCAAAGAUUGGAACGAUAUGUAGAUAAACAGAAAAUAGCUGUCAUUUAUGCGCUGUUAACAGUAUUAUACUCUGAAUCUAAUUAAGCUGCUAAACAUUUCUCAAGAUGCAGGGUUGUUUCUUUUGUAUUGUUUUCACUGAGCUGUAUCUGUUUACCUUUCUACAGUCCAGUGUUGGAAGAUGCAACUACAAGAAAUCUAAGCAAAUGGGUGGGUAGCUAGCCUAUUAAAAGCACUUGCGGCUUGUGGACCAUCA